Messenger RNA from Gossypium arboreum, 777 nucleotides. Its product is annotated as glutathione S-transferase U16-like. Gene Ontology annotation, cellular component: cytoplasm. The transcript is spliced from 2 exons. Bases 55 to 777 code for a protein of 240 amino acids. Gene Ontology annotation, biological process: glutathione metabolic process. NCBI's taxonomy places the organism in Eukaryota, Viridiplantae, Streptophyta, Magnoliopsida, Malvales, Malvaceae. Gene Ontology annotation, molecular function: glutathione transferase activity. The record is from RefSeq and is a predicted model, not a curated record.
UUUAUUACUGGUUUCUACGUAGUUUUUUUGUUUUAGAGAGAGGAAAGAACAUUAAUGGAAAAGAGUGAGGUGAAGCUUUUAGGUGCAUGGCCAAGCCCCUUUAUGUUGAGGGUGAGAAUCGCUCUUCACCUCAAAUCUAUAAACUACGAGUUCAUUGAGGUAGAUUUAUUGGGACCCAAAAGUGAGUUGGUUCUUAAAUCCAACCCUAUUUAUAAGAAAAUCCCAGUCCUGUUUCAUGAUGGUAACACCAUCCUUGAGUCUCAAAUCAUUGUUCAAUACAUCGAUGAAGUUUGGCCUAAUGCCCCUUCCAUUCUUCCUUCUGAUGCCGCUCAACGAGCUGAUUCUCGAUUUUGGGUUGCUUAUUUUGAUGACAAGCUCGUCCCCGCCUUGAUAAUAGCAUUGGCAGCUAAGUCAAAAGAUACAAAAAACGCAGCAAUAGCCGAACUGGAACAGGGGCUGGUGCAUUUGGAAGAAGCAGCCUCGACAAAGUUGAGCAAAGGGAAAGCUUUGUUCGGUGGGGAAAAUCUUGGGUACAUGGACAUUGCAUUGGGUCCCUUCUUGGUCUGGAUUGGGAUCAUAGAGAAGCUUAAUGGGGUCAAGCUGCUCAAUGAAACCAACACCCCGUCGUUGCUUCGUUGGGCUGAUAGCUUCUUUUCUCAUGCAGUCGUGAAGACUAUUUUUCCUGAAGUUGAAAAGCUUAUAGAAUUUGCUAUGAAGCUUAUACCUGUCUUGAGAGCUAGGCCUGAGCUAAGGUUGCUGCUCGGAAUUAGUGAUUAA